AUGUCCCUUCCUUUGCCUUCGGGCCCCGGUGUGUAUAUCCCUUUCUGGGGUUGCCCGUUGAGUCUUUUGUCUGACACCGGCUUUCAGUUUUGCUCUAAACUGUCCCAAGCCGUGUAUGCCCGUCUUGCUAUCCGCAAAGUGGCUACUAGCUCGUACCAUCCCAAUGGAAAUGGGUGUGUGGAGCGUGUCAACCACACUAUGGCUCAGAUGUUGGCUAUGGUCGUCAACGAACGACAUGAUGAUUGGGACAUUCAUCUCCCACACGUCGCGUUUGCCUCCAACAAUUCCAUUAGCGCCGCUACCGGUUUAGCGCCCAAUCAAUGAGGUGCAUAUGAAUCGAUUGCCUCGUUUACCGAUGACUAUUCUUGAGCAUCCUUACGUUCGUGGCCACCAAAGCUUGCAUCGUGAUCAACUCGAAUAUUGCGAUCUUGCUGCUGAUCGCCAACGUCGUUCUUACGACUUGGUGCGUGAACAGCAUAGCCUGUCCGUUUCGCAGAUUGAGCGGCGUAAUUCCACCCUACCUACCUAUCGGACGCUUUCCAUAAGCUUCCUUCUUACACUGUUGGUGGAUGGGUUUGGGUGCAUAACUCCGAAUCUACUAUUCGACAAGGCGUUCGUUCAGGCACAGAUGAUAAGGUUCUCAAAGCCAAGUUAUCUCUACUCUGGACUGGCCCCUUCAAAAUCUUGGCUCUGGGCUCAUGUUCUGACAGCCCUGACGGUCGUCCUUUGGCUCCCAAGUUGCUUUACUUGCCGGGCGAAGACUCGAAACCUCGUGUUUCGGUUGUGCGUUGCAAGCUGUGCGCCAAUCCGUAUGACACCGAUGACCUGCCGCGCUUUCUGCCUACUGGUCUUACUCCGUAUGUCGUGAACUCUUAUGCGAACAAAUCUCCUCCCUACCAUGGUACGGAAGACGACGUGUCAACUCCGGUUGAUGUGGAGAACACCUUCAUAAAGGUUGAAACUCCCCAACGUCUGUCGAGGACGAAACCCUCUUUUCCACUAUGGCGUCGACAAGAGAUGUCAGGUGUCUGCUUUUGGUUACAAAAGACACGGGUUCAACACCCGCUGCUCACCUAAUUUUCUUCCGGAUACGGAAAAAGAAAAACGGUGGGUGGGCCAAGAAACGAUGCGCUGUCUAUCGAAGUCGAAACUUCUGGCAAUGCGUGGCGGAAGUGGUGUACCCGCACACACGCACAGAAGAUUCUUGGAAAAAAGAUGGUUCCACUCGCCGCCAGCCGGUCGGGUUCCGGUUACCCCAAGAAGACUUCUCUUGCCUAGCAAACAAGAAGAAGCCUCGAAAAAGGGGGGGGUAAUGUGGAGAACACCUUCA
Ectocarpus sp. CCAP 1310/34 is the source of this 1330-nucleotide messenger RNA. NCBI's taxonomy places the organism in Eukaryota, Phaeophyceae, Ectocarpales, Ectocarpaceae. The record is from the annotation of a GenBank genome assembly.